AGACGGGGUCUGGGGUCGGCGCUGUCCGGAGAUGUCGCAGGGGGAGGGUUCAUACGCUGCACGGGGCGGAGCCCUGGCACUCGGGGCGGGACGUGGGACCGAGCCUGGUGGGACUUCCGAGCGGGUGCGGGUGGGAGGAGCUCGGCAGCUGGGGGGCGGGACCGGGCAGUUGGAGGAGGAGCGGAAACUGGUGGAGGGUGGAACCUCAGGUUUGGAGACGGAGGGGGACGUGACUCAGGCACUAGAGGCGGGGCUUCAUCCGGUGAGUGGCGGGGCUCCGGUUCAAGAAAAGAGGUCUAGUUCUGCUGGGGGCGGGACUGCAGACCAGGGGGCGGGGCUUAGCUCUGUAAGGGGCGGGGCCAAGGAAACGAACGAAAGGCUAAACUCGAGUAAUGCCCCUGGACGUCCGCGUGGGGGCGGUCUCCGUGGUGGCCGUGCCUGGGGACGCGGUAGGCCGAGGACUCCCCCGGGAGAGGUGGUGUGGGUGGAGCGGGCUCGGCGGCCAGCGGACACGGGCCCAGUCUGGGUGCCCCGACGGCCCCCAAGGGCCCAGAGCUGGGGAGGCGCCCCAGGUGGAGACAGUGGUCCGGGCUGGGGGGUACCUCCAGAGGAACGGGGUUCCCCGGAAACGCCCAGCGGGGAUGUAUGGGUGCCUCGGGGUCGACCCCCCACGGCAGCUGCAGAAGUGUGGGUAUGCUGGGCAGGGGGCAGCUGGGUGUGGCGUGAGUGGGCCCGCCCAGUUGGGGCAACUGCUGUGCAGCCAGAUAGGGUUUGGACUUUGCGUAAGGGGACAGGUGGGAACUGAAGAGCAGAGGUGGAGACCAAGAGGGAGGGAAGGUCUGGGGCUGAGCAGAGGGGAAGGGCCUUGGCUGCUGUGGCCUCCCCUGACCCCCUCCCCUCGCUGCUGGGGU
This is a messenger RNA of Fukomys damarensis (Damara mole-rat), 911 nucleotides long. RefSeq lists its product as uncharacterized. The record is from RefSeq and is a predicted model, not a curated record. The coding region runs from base 32 to 805 and encodes 257 amino acids. The transcript has a single exon. NCBI's taxonomy places the organism in Eukaryota, Metazoa, Chordata, Mammalia, Rodentia, Bathyergidae.